AUGGCCUUCAUAGAUGCGCAGCGCUGCUUUUAUAGCCAUGGCACAGUUUAUCUGGACCUAUUAGACAUAUGCUGGCUGCGGCAGCUUGGUAAGACUUCCUCCGUGGGCUGGGAGGAGGCAGCGACGGCGUGCCUUCGAAGUGUGUGCGAUGCACAUGUCCGGUGUCGCCUCCUUGCAACGCGUGCAUCACUCCAACCUCUUCGGAAACUGGAUGCAGAGUGCCUUACGGCGGUAAUUCACCGCAUGGUGCUGCAGGUGACAGGACUAGAGCAGGAAGCGGACAGUGAAGAAAGGGAGCCCUUUUCCUUGGUGUGGUGCAAUGGAACGAUCUUGGAUCAGUGUGGUGACUGUGGCGAGCAGGUUUUCUAUGACCUCGCCUUCGCAAACGAACUUGCAGCUCACAUUGUCAUCCAGCUGGGUGGCUGCGUUUGGACAGAUGCGGCCGGCAAUGAAGAGAAGGUUGAGGUCUUCCGAUAUCCUCCAAGCGGUUGGGAGUUGGGAUGGUUCUCCGCUCACAACACUCCGUGCUAUUGGAAGCGCUCCACAGCAGAGGUGUCUCCGAAAUUCCCAGGCGAGAUCAGACUUAUGGGCUCUGAGAGGAGCUUUGUCUUCCUUCCCGGAGGUCGUGGCUGGCAGCCAAGCGGAACAGCACGGGAUCCUGGCAUCGUGGCAGAUCACCUCAAUCAACGGCCAGCCCUUUGA
Molecule: messenger RNA, 702 nt
Organism: Symbiodinium pilosum
Lineage: Eukaryota; Dinophyceae; Suessiales; Symbiodiniaceae
Source: the annotation of a GenBank genome assembly